Messenger RNA from Suillus clintonianus, 886 nucleotides. RefSeq names its product thioredoxin-like protein. The record is from RefSeq and is a predicted model, not a curated record. Gene Ontology annotation, cellular component: cytoplasm. The transcript has 5 exons. Gene Ontology annotation, molecular function: glutathione transferase activity. Bases 36 to 752 code for a protein of 238 amino acids. NCBI's taxonomy places the organism in Eukaryota, Fungi, Basidiomycota, Agaricomycetes, Boletales, Suillaceae.
AAGUCAGUUAAAGAAACCCCGCAAGCGAACUCGACAUGCCUGAGCAACUGACUCUGUACUUACAUAAGAUUUCUCCUUACAGCCACAGAAUUGAGUUGGCGCUUGCGGAAGCGAACAUCAAGUACAAGGCUCACCAAGUUGACCUCUUCAAUAAACCCGAAUGGUUCGCUUCCAAGGUCAACCCCAUUGGCAAGGUACCCGCGAUCACCUACGGUGGUCCAGAUGUCGACCCCAGUGACCCUUCCCCACUAUCGUUCAAACUCGCAGAAUCCAACGUGAUUCUCCAAUUUGUCGCAGAGCUCUACCCAGAGUCGGGGCUACUCCCAAAAGACCCCGUCGAGCGCGCUAAAGUGCUGUUCUUCAUGGACACAGUUGACCGUCACUUUGAUAAACCAGGUAACGAAUGGAUGUAUGGUCGCGCAGAUUCCUAUGAGGGGUAUCUGAAUGGGGUCGAAAUGAUUCAAGGGCUUUUGUCCGAGAGUGGUGGGUUCGCUGUGGGAGAUCGUUAUACCAUCGCCGACGCGUGCAUUGGGCCGCUCCUUUCGAGGUUGAAAAUCACCUACGAAACUGACAUCGGAGCAUUCCCCGUUGGGCAGGGUACCAAACUUGGGGAAGAGUUGAAAGUGCCCAAGUAUGCCAAAUUUAUGACAUACGCCCAGGCCAUGCUGGAAAGGCCGAGUCUGAGGGACACGAACGAUGAGACAUACCUGGCGGACAUAUGGAAGACAUUGAUUACUGAACGUCGAAUCUGAGGUGACAACUUGGUUGUACCUUACUGGAAAGAAAAUACCCCUUGGUUGUGAUGCAUGUAUAUAUGUGAUAAUACAGCACUACUUGACUCAAUACUGCAAAUGUCGUUUAUUAUGGCGCUGGAUCUGUUCAACUA